UCUGCGCAUGUUCACUGCUCAGCCAGCGCUGCUCCUCUCAAAUCGCCAGCAUGGCUGCGCCUCUCUUUUAUUUAUUAAUCUUCAACGGACUUUUAUAUGCAUUUACAUCAUCUAAGGAGGAUGUCGACAAGACUUUUUCAGACCUCAAGAGAUGCAACGAUGAGGAAUGUAGCUUGCUGAUGUGCAGAGGCAAAGCAACUCAAGACUUCACUGGCCCUGACUGUCGAUUUUUAGAGUUCAAAAAGGGGGAAACGAUCUACGUGUAUUACAAACUUGCAGGCCGGAGAACGGAUUUGUGGGCAGGAAGUGUUGGCAGCAGGUUUGGCUACUUUCCAAAGGAUCUUCUUGAGAUUAACCACAUAUAUACCGAAAAAGAAAGAGAAAUUCCAACUGAGGACACUGAUUUUGUGUGUUUUGAUGGAGGACCAGAUCAUUUUGAUAGUUAUGAUGUAGAUAAACUGCUGGAGUCGGUUCAUUUGAAAGACAAGAGUGAAGUGGUAGAAUCUGAAAUACCUGACUCUGUGAAAGAAGAAAAAAAUGAAAAUGAUGACAACCGAAGUAAAGAGGAAAAUCUGCUGCAUGGAGAGAAAGAGGAAACUAGAGUCCACGAAAAUGACCAAAAUGAAAACGAAGACAAAAAAAGUAAAGAGGAAAAUCUCCUAGUCGGCAAGAAAGAGGAAACUAACAUUCACAAAAAAGAUGAAAGUGAAAAUGAACAAAAGCAAAAUAAAGAGGAAGAGCUGGCAGUCAGUGAGGAGGAGGACCCGGUAGUCCAUGGAAAUGACAAAAACGAUGAAAAACAAAAUAAAGAACAAGAGCUGGCAGAUAGUGAAAAAGUGGAAACUGCAGUUCAUGAAAAUGAUGAAAAACAUAAUAAAGAAGAGCUGCCAGACGGUGAAAAGGUGGAAACUGUAGUUCACGAAAAAGACAAAAAUGAAAAUGGCGUAAAACAAACUAAAGAGGAAAGGCUGCCACUCAGUGAAAAAGAGGAAAGGACCGUCCACAAAACCGAUAAAGAUCAAAAUGAUAAUUUAGAACUUGACAAUGAAGAAAAAGUAUUAGAAGACUCUGAUGUUUCCGAAACAUCUGAAGAUGAGAAAGCGACUGAUGUUGAACUCUCCACAAGUUCUAAACAAGAAAAUGAAACCGAAUCCUCUGGUGAACCACAACGUGAUUCUGGAGCCUCAGUAUCAAAUGGAAAUGAGAAUAUUAAUGAUGCUACUCUGAGUCAAAAGGAAGAUUUAACAAAAACAGUAGAUGGAGCUGAAUUAAAGGAGGCAGAAGCUAAGACGUUACAGGAAGAGCCUAAUAACACUCUAAGAUCAAAAUUGGAAUUUACUUUUGAUGCUGUGGUCUCCAAUGAUGAGAAUACAAGGAAAGUUACACCGCUUUAUGAGGGCGCGGAUGAAGAAGAGAAUGAAUUAGAAGCCACCACAGAAGGGUUUGUCGAACCUUCCAAAGUGACUCCUUUACUGCCAUAUUCCAAAGACAAAGAAGAACCUGAGAGAGAAAGCAAAGAUGAAGAACCUGCUCAUAGUUUGGAAAAUGAUGAAGAACAAACUAAACAAGAUCAGUCCCAUAAAUUGGAUAAGCAAGCGGAAAAACACGAAAACACCGACAGUCCAGAAAAAGCAAAAAGCAUGUGGACAACAUUUGGAGACACUGUGUUUGCUAUUGUAAGUGGAGGUGAAACCACACGCAAGGUUAGCACUAUAGAUGAGGAUGAUGAGGAGGAGGAGGAGGAGGAAGAAGAAGAAAAAAAGAAUGAAGAGCCAAAAAAAGACAUUGUAUACUUUUUAGACUCCGAUAGCCCUAAUGCCAAAGAAGAAGUUGAUUUAGCCAGUCAAGACUUUGAAGAGACUGUAAAUGUUUCCAUUGAUCACGGACAUCAACAGUCUGAGAAUUUAGAGAAUGCUGAUGGCAGGCAUGAAUUAGAUCCAAAAAGCAAGUCUGAGGUUUCUGUGAAUGAAACAAGUGAAGUCAAAGAACACCAGCAGAAUAAGGAAGAUGAACCUGCACCACUGACGGAAGAUGCAUCAAACAAACUUAAAAACACUGAAGCAAAUACCAGUGGCGCACAUCUUGUCUCUGAAGGUGGUGAACAACCUAAAAAUAUAGUGGACAGUGAUUGGGAAAAUGAAGAGAUUCAUUCUGAUGAAGACCCAGAGAUGGAAGCAAAUCCAAGUAGCACUAAUCAAACGAGAAAUGAAAUAGCAAAUACUGAAGUGGAGGGGAGUGAAAACAGCGAAGAUGUAAAGACAGAAGAUGAGAGUUCACCUUCAGAAGAUCAAAAUACUGAGACUAAAACUCAAAAGACUAAAGAUAAAGAGGAUGAAGAACUGUCUUCUGAGGAAAGAUAUGACGAUUUUACAAAUGAAUUGGCAAAGGAGUCAGAGGUAAACACUACAGACAAGAAGGAAGUUGAUGAAGAAAAAGAGGAAACACAGGAAGAACACGAGACCUUAUCUUCUGAUGAAGAAACUGACUUGGAGGAAGAAACACUAUUAGAGGAUGAAAAUGCUGUUGCUGCUGAUGUUGAUAAUAAGGGUGUGGAGAACAAUGGGGAAACGUCUGACAACCGUGAUAUUGACAUUGAUACCCAUGAUCUGGAUGAUGACCAGAAUAGUACAAAAACUACAGCUGAGGAGGAGGAUGAUGAACAAGAUCUAGGAGAUGAGCUCACAAAAUCUGCACCGCUACAGGAGAAGGAAAUGAAGGUGAAAGCAGAGGAUGAUGAGGGAAAAGAUGAAGCUGAUAAGAGAACAGAGUCUCCAGAAGAAGAAGAAGAAGAAGGUGGUAUAAAUAUUAAAGAUCCAGACGAAAACACCAUUUUAGAUGAAAGCGCUAAUGCGACAACAUCAUCUAAAGCACCGAAGGAGGAACACUCUGAAGUGAAUUACAGUGAAAGCAUAAGAGAACUCACAAUUCUGAAGACUCAUUUUGGAGAAAAGCAGCUCCAGCUAUUCUAUAAAUAUUUGGAUGUGCAUGAUGUCUUCAAAGUGGAGGCAAUGUUCCACGAUUUGGAAGAAGAGCUGAAACUUGCUAGACAGACAAGUAGAAAUACUGAGGAAAUAGAAAAAAGCCUGGAUGAUAUCCUGGAAUCUUCUGAGGUCAGCAUCCUUGAUCAAAUAGAAAAAAUGCUAGAUAAACGAGAGACCAAGAAUGAAGAGCUCCAGCAGAUGGACAAGGAUAUGGCCGAUGCAGAGGCAUCAAUGCUAGAAGACUUCCAAGAGCUGGCUUUUCAACUGCGACAGAAGUACUCGGCUGCAAGUGACAGCACUCCAUUGGCACCAGGAGUCCACCAUCAUGAAAGCAUUACAGACGUUAAGAGUAAAAUUCCGGACAACGGGUUGGAAACAGAGAAAGAUGAAAAUAAAGAAUUUGAAAUGAAUGUGGUGGAUGAAAACAAUGAAGCUCUUAAUUCAUCACCAGUUACUGAAAGCCCUGCAGUCUUGGCUGAAAAUGACCAAAACGAUGGCACUACACAAUCUUGGACCUCCACACUGAUUGACAUUUUAAGGGCGAUCAAGAAAUACACUGUGCGUUAUUUUGAAAUGUUGGUUAAUGCACUUCCUGAAGACUGGCAGCCUGGAGCAACUUGCUAUGGACUUCCAUGGGAGCCAGUGGUAACGACUGUCCUGGUUGGAUUCAUUUCAUUUAUGAUUUUCUUUUGGAGGACAGUCCUUGCUGUGAAAAGUAGGCUAUACCAGGUGACUGAAAAGCAACUGGGAGAAAAAAUAAAGCAAUUGAUUGACGAAAAACAGGAGAUUCUUAGUAAAAUUUCAGAAUUGAAAGAAAAAAUCAAAAUUUGUGAACAGCAGAUUGCAGACUCUGAGAAAACCAAAUCCUCUGAUUCUGUUGAAAAUGAAGAACUUAAGGAAACAUUUAAGGAGCUUCAAAAAAUAAACCACCAAAUGAAAGAAAAGAUUAAAACACUUCAGAUUUCCUUAGAGGAAGAAAAGAACAAUAAUUUGCUUCAAGAGGCGAAGAUUUCUGAAACAAAGGCACAUAUUGAUAAAUUACAGAAAACGAUUCACUCUACUACUGCAGAGCUUUCAAAGGCAAAAACUCGUGCUAAGGAAGCAAAACAUAAAGAAGAAACUCUAAUGGCCGAGUUAGAUGUACUAGUCCAAGAAAAUAACAAGCUAAAGCAAAACAAAAACAAGCAAUUAGAAAACAUCAAGGGUUGGGAAGAGAGAUAUAAAGAACUUUCUGAGCAAAUUAAAGGGUUCCAGAAAACUCAAAAGGAGUUGGAAGAAAAGCUUGCCCAUAAAGAUAAUGAAAUUGAGGUAUUGUCAGACUGCAUAACUGAACUGCGUCAGUUAGAGGCAGAAGCUACUUGUGAAACCGCUUCUUUACAGAAAGUGAAUUCUAAUGGAGAAAUAGCAGAGAAAAAGAAUGACGUAAUAAAAAAUAAAAUUAAACAGAUGAUGGAUGUUUCUAGGAUAAAAACUAAAUUGACAAUAGUCGAAGAAGAAAGAGAGCGAUACAUGUCUAGAUUACUACUGGAAGAAAAAUCAAGACAUGCACUUGAAGAGCUGAUUAAAAAACUGGAGCAUGACCACAGUUCUUUAACUAUUGAGAAGAAUCGGCUUGAAAAUGAUUUCAAGACUAUACAACAGAAACUGGAGAUUAUGAAUGAACUAUACCAACAAAAAGAGAAUGCUCUCCAGCAAAAAUUAUCUCAGGAAGAGUUUGAGCGACGUGAAAAAGAGCAGAAGCUGUCUGAAGUGGAUGGAAAAGCUCUUCAGGCAGAGGAACAAUUAAAGAUCUAUAAAAUGAGAAUUCAAGAAAUAGAAGAGGAGCUGCAAAAAACCGAGCGCUCCUAUAAAAAUCAGAUUGCAGUUCAUGAAAAGAAAGCUCAUGAAAACUGGCUUAACGCACGAGCUGCUGAACGAGCAUUGGUUGAAGAAAAAAGAGAAACUUCAAAUCUUAGGCAAAAGCUUGUUGAAGUCAAUGAUAAAUUUGCAGCUCUUCAGAGACCUGGUUUAAUUAAGCCAACACCUGGCCGUCCCGAUAGGCAAAUCCCUCCCUUACGUAGAGGUACAUUAAGCCAUGAUGAUUCAUUUGGUCCAUCUCCUGUGUGCGAUGGUGGUCCAUCUCCACCACUAAUGAUAGAGGGACCAGGACGUCCUCCAUCUGCUCCUGUUGCAAGGAGAGAGCCCUUUGUACUGAUUGAAAACCAAUCUCUUGCAAGAAGGCCACCUUCUGAAAAUGUAGGAAGGUACCCUGGUAGUGCAGAAUUUCCAUCCAGAGCAGAUGCUGGCGUCUCCACCCACCCUUUGAAUGCAAGUGGCCCAAGGACUUCCUCGCCUAAUGCCCCCCAGGAGGGAUCACAGUCAUCUUCUGUUGACUCACAAGAUUUAUCUUCUUCCCCUUCUGAUGAACUUCAGGUACAGGUAAAUAGUAAAGGUCAAGGACCACCCUCAUUUCCCGGUACUCCAAUUAGUUCUCCAUCAAGUGGUAUGGGACUGCCAGUAAGGGGAUAUGCACCUCCACCACCUGCUGGAUCUUUUCCUCAUUUAAAUGGCCCUAACCCCCAAAUGCUGAUUGGACCUCCAAAUGGAGUACCUCCUGUACCUGGGGCUCGUUUUGGUUCACUGCCUCCAAGCAAAGGACCAUUUGGUCUCAAUCCAUAUGGACCAGCACUGCCACACAAUGUCCGUGGCCCACCUCCACUACUCCGAGAUUAUCCGCCUGGGCCACUGCCACCACCACCUGCUCCUCCUCUUCCACACUUUGGCCCACGUGAUUUUGUUCCAAGCUUGAAAGAGCAUCCUUCUGGGUUUACACCAACCUAUGCAGCCAGAGACUUCCCAUUCCCCCCUAAAGGCAUGGCACCUCCUUAUAUUCCUGCACCAGCACAAGUGGGCCCAAGAGACUUCCAGCCUGGUCCUCUGCCACAGUCGCAUGGCAUUCCGGGCCUGACACCAGUAGUUCAACAAACGGAGCCUAAAGACUCUUCAGCGUAAUCGAACUGGCAAUAAAUUGCACUAAAUAUCUUUUGGACUUUAUUUUUAUUUUUUUUCUUUGAAAAAUAAACCACCCGGCCUUUUAGUUUUCAGAGUUUACUCAAUCCACAAAUCCUUUAGUUUGUUUUGGCAGGCAGCAUUUUGGGUCGACACAUCUCCCCAAAUGAUAAACGUACAUUUGUUUGUCACUCUGCAGCCUUUGACUGUGCAAUAUAUACAUUUAUUUGGACUUGUUUCUUAGAUUUGGAGGCCAACUCUGAUAUCAAGUACUCUUGGCCUUCUAAUGCUUUAGAGGUUUAAAUUUCCUGUGGAAAUAAAAACUUAAUUUUUUAAGUAUACUGGCAGGUGUACUUUACCCGGUGCACAUUUUCGAAGGAAUGUCUGGUGUUUUUAUCAGGAGUUCAGGUUUUAAAAUUAUUCUGAUCUUUUAUGUAGGCUUUAGAGGAAAAUGUACAUAAGCAAUUGCCAGAAAAGAAGAUAUUUUACUAUUUGCUAAAAAAAUGUAUUAAUAAAAAUUGUUCAGUAUACCAGUGUUUUAAAUGAUUGACAAAAAGGCAUAGCCAGUGAGACCUUCCUAUCCCUAUCCCUUCCCGACUGUGGUACGGUAGAACUUAACUGGCUUACGUUUUUUAGCAUGCAAGUAGAAUAAUAAUUUUUAUUUCUAAAGCAAUUCAUGGUAGGGGUAAAAUUGCAAAAUAGCUGUGAAAAAACAAGGCAGCCCGUCUUUGAUUUCAUUUACGACUGCAAUUAAAUGUGUGAUUGCCCAUUUAUGGUAAAGGAAUUAACCAAUGUUCUACUGUACAGGAUUAAAGCUAUUUUAUUAUAA
Molecule: messenger RNA, 6798 nt
Organism: Polypterus senegalus (gray bichir)
Lineage: Eukaryota; Metazoa; Chordata; Cladistia; Polypteriformes; Polypteridae
Gene: mia3
Product: MIA SH3 domain ER export factor 3
Exons: 28
Coding region: 51-5972 (1973 amino acids)
Biological process (GO): vesicle cargo loading; endoplasmic reticulum to Golgi vesicle-mediated transport; protein secretion
Cellular component (GO): endoplasmic reticulum exit site; endoplasmic reticulum membrane
Molecular function (GO): protein binding
Source: RefSeq, a predicted model, not a curated record